GCCCUUCAUGUUCAAACGGUUUCUUCUUUUUACUUCCUUUUUUCCUUUUUCCAGUUGUUUAUGGUAUUGUCGCAUCUUUAAUGGAGGACCAACAACAAAUCUUUAAACAUUUUUGUCGUAUUUGUAAGAAGGGUUUCAUGUGCGGAAGGGCUCUCGGUGGCCACAUGCGUGCCCACGGCAUCGGCGACGAGUCGGGAAAUUUAGAAGACGACGACGAUGACGACGCCGCCAGCGAUUGGGAAGACAAGGCCGAUAUGAACGCACCUCUUAGCAAGAGAAACUAUGCUUUGAGAACAAACCCUAACCGUUUAAAGACAUGUCGUGUUUGCGAGAAUUGUGGGAAGGAGUUCUUGUGUUGGAAGUCGUUUCUAGAACAUGGAAAAUGCAGCUCGGACGACGUCGAAUCCCCCGACGCAUCCUCCCCGAGGUCGGCUGCGUACGGGGAGGAUCCACCGAGAAGUAAUUGUCAAUGGUCUAAGAGGAAGAGAUCGUUUAGAGCUAAAAUAGGAAACGUAAUUCCUGCUAGCGAAGAGGAUGAUAUGGCGGCCACGUGUUUAGUGAUGUUGUCGAAUGCCCGUGUCGACACGGUUGAUCAGCCGGAGGAGUCUUGCGCAUCCGCCAGCCGAGAGGAGGAGCGACGGAAUCCUGAGGCGGCCAUGGCAUUCUUUUCUUCUGCAGCGGUCAAUCUAGACGUGAAAGCCAAGAGUGUGGCGGUUAAAGGAGUUUUUGAAUGCAAAGCUUGUAAGAAGGUUUUUAAUUCUCAUCAAGCACUCGGUGGUCAUAGAGCAAGCCAUAAGAAAGUUAAAGGUUGUUUCGCAGCCAGACUAGAUAACGCCGACGAACUCACAACCGACCGCGACGAAGAUUACUUUCGACCCUCGUCGAAACCUUUGUCCAUCUUUCGAUUCGACGAGUCGGGGCCAAGUUAUCCGGUGGGCAUUAACAGUAACAAUAACAACAACAAUUCGUCAAAGAGAAAAGCAAAAGUACAUGAAUGCUCAAUAUGUCACCGGAUUUUCUCUUCCGGUCAGGCAUUGGGAGGCCACAAACGAUGUCAUUGGAUAACAUCAAACUCUUCAUCGGAAACAACAAAAUUCCACCCGUUUCAUCAACACAAUUACGAUCCAAUCUCCCCGCCGAGAUCAAUCCCAAUCCCGGAGAACAACAACAAUAGUUACAAAGGAGACGGGCUGGAACUGAACUUGAAUCUACCUGCGUCUGUGGCAGAUCAUCAAGAUCAAGAAUUCGCCGGAAUUAGGAGGGAUCCACGAAACACGUUAAGCUUUGAAGUCUCAACCGAUCAUCACAUGCGGCGUUUACAAGCCAUGGUGGUGGGAGGAGAUGAAGAUAUUCAUAAAGAGAUGAACAAGGAGGUGGAAUUAGAAAAGGAAAUGAAGAUGAAGAGAAGUUUGGCGACAAUGGAGAUGAAUGAAGAAGACGAAGCAGAGAGCAAAGUGAAGCUGGCAAAGUUAAGUGAACUUAAGGACAUAAACGUGGGAGGAGGAGGGACUUCAUCGCCAUGGUUACAGGUAGGGAUUGGUUCUGCAAAUAAUGAUCAGCAAAGUUAA
Impatiens glandulifera is the source of this 1568-nucleotide messenger RNA. RefSeq lists its product as uncharacterized. The transcript has a single exon. The record is from RefSeq and is a predicted model, not a curated record. Lineage: Eukaryota; Viridiplantae; Streptophyta; Magnoliopsida; Ericales; Balsaminaceae. Bases 81 to 1568 code for a protein of 495 amino acids.